GGCAAGCGACAAUUGACCGACAUACUCCAGUUAAUCUUCUAGUGUUACGUGAUUCAAGUUUCAUCUGUGAAAUGAAAACCAGACUCAAUAUUUCUGGAUAUUACAAACAAUUGAUUUGCUGGUUGGUUGUUCUUCGGGUAUGUGGUUGCGAUGAGGUAUGCGACCGCCGACCGCUGGGAACCAAGACGGAGCCGCUACCACCUGACAACCGGUUCCAAAUUGAAAUCCUAGAUAUUUAUAAUAAUCAGUAUAUUCCAAACAAAAACUACACCGUGCGUUUAUUUUCAAUGGAUGGAGUAUCCACAUUCAUUGCUUUUACAAUAUCGGCGCGUGGCGACACUAAGCCAAACGAAAGGAAUCACCGAAAGCCAAUUCCACUGAGUCCGGGACAAAUACGACCCUAUCCCGACUCGCACGCCGUUUGGAGUUCUAUUUGUGAGAACACGGUUAUUCAAAAGGAUGUCACAGCAAAAACUUCUGUGCAGGUGGAAUGGCGAGCACCACCCAAAGACCAGAAAUGCGUGACGAUAUACGUAGUCCUGGCCGUUGUGCCGGACGUGUGGUACAACUAUGAGGGUCCUCUGUCAAAGCAGGUGUGUGAGGAUCGCCGCAACAUGGAGGACAUGCAACCCAUGGAGAAUGGCAACUGCGAAGUGUGCGAAGACGCACAGUACUUGCUGACUUUCGAAGGCAUUUGGUCUUGUCACACCCAUCCACUGCUCUUCCCAAAACACGAGCUUGCAGCGUCGCCUCACUUCAGCGACGUGGUAGGAGCUUCGCACAAUAAAAACUAUAACGUGUUCAAAGUCUACUCCGAUGCGAGUGAGGCGUUGAAAAUGUUGGCGGAACAAGGAAAUACAACCAAAUUGGAAAUGGAAAUGAUAAAUCUGGUUGGUGUCUCCGUCCGUACUGUGAUAAAAGCUUCAGGACAACCGCGACCAAACAUGGUGACGCACUCCAUAUUUCGCGUGAGCAGGGAGCAUCAUCUGGUGUCACUUGUCACGGCCAUAAUUCCAUCCCCUGACUGGUUCCUCGGUGUAUCCAAUAUGGAGCUGUGCGAGGUUAAUACCAACAAGUGGGCAACAAAUUUAACACUGAAUCUUUAUCCACUAGAUGCUGGAACUGAUAGUGGAAUAAAGUUUGACUCACCAAAUGAAGACACAAUGCCACCAAAGCCUAUAUCCUCGGCAGUGAUAAACAAAUCGGUAUCAAAAGAGCAGUUCAAACCGUUCGCCAGAUUACAUUUCAACCUCAUGAGGACGUACCCAACUAUUGAUUGUGAGACAUCCACGACCGUAUACGAGUUUACUGACAAUGAAGAAAAGCCAGAAGUGAGUAUCCACUAUGUACCAAGUGAAAUAUCGCCGACUACUGCACCGCCUCCAACUGAGGAAUUUUCUCCGGAUCCGGAUACCUCGGAAGAGUGCCCUAUGACAGCAUGGGAGGAGUGGGAACCAUGCGCGGGAGAAUGUAUUGACAACGUUUACAUCGGGUAUAAAACACGUUCUCGCUACUACUUGGUAGAUGGCGUAGCUGUCGGCAAGGAUCUAGAUGGUCCAGACGUUGAAGUCCCUGAAGAAUGCUUCAAUAAAUACUCAGACCACGAAACGGCACCGUGUGAAGAAGAAUGUGAGGAAGAAGAAACAGUAAUUCGUUAUAGCAACUAAUUUUAUUUAUAGUAAAUAAUAAAUAAAUCAUAUUUUUACAAUAGGUUACAGUUUAGUAAUAAAAUAUGUUUUUUAAAU
Bicyclus anynana (squinting bush brown) is the source of this 1745-nucleotide messenger RNA. Its product is annotated as spondin-2-like. The record is from RefSeq and is a predicted model, not a curated record. Gene Ontology annotation, biological process: cell adhesion. Gene Ontology annotation, cellular component: extracellular matrix. The coding region runs from base 72 to 1667 and encodes 531 amino acids. Lineage: Eukaryota; Metazoa; Arthropoda; Insecta; Lepidoptera; Nymphalidae. The transcript is spliced from 10 exons.